Messenger RNA from Procambarus clarkii (red swamp crayfish), 2048 nucleotides. The record is from RefSeq and is a predicted model, not a curated record. NCBI's taxonomy places the organism in Eukaryota, Metazoa, Arthropoda, Malacostraca, Decapoda, Cambaridae.
AUGGGCGUGAGCGCAGUCAAGUGUUGGGUGACGCUGUUGUGUUGCUGCGUCCUGCUCUCCCAGCUCACCAGCGCAGGUCCUGCUCCUUCAGACUAUGACACUGUGAACGAGGUGUACAGCUGGCUGUCAGAGCACGGACUAGACCGACGCGCUCCCCCCUCCAUGCGGCUCAGGUUCGGCAAGCGGGACAUGGGCUGGCAGGUGGCCCAGCGCUCCAUGCCCUCCCUCAGGCUACGCUUUGGCAAGCGGACCGUCGACCAGGAGGAGCCACUGUACGACCAUGACCUGGUACGCAAGGACAGUCGUACGCCAGCCCUCAGACUCCGCUUCGGCAAGCGUGAUUCAUCCUACGGACAGGAAGAACAAGAUGUUGCCAGCCAGGAGCAGUAAGAAGCAGUGGCGGGAGCAAGGUGACGAGGCUGCCACUACCCCCAGCUCCGCACAGGAUACAUGCCACUAUAUCCUACACACCUGAUACCACAAGCACCGUGCCAUAUCCUACACACCUGAUACCACAAGCACCGUGCCACUAUAUCUUACACACCUGAUACCACAAGCACCGUGCCAUAUCCUACACACCUGAUCCCACAAACACCGUGCCAUAUCCUACACACCUGAUGCCACAAUAUCUUACACACCUGAUACCACAAGCACCGUGCCAUAUCCUACACACCUGAUCCCACAAACAACAUGUCACGAUACCCUACACAUCAGAGGCAGCGGCGGGCACGCUCUUCCACUUCUCAUUCAGCUCUGCCUGUUUCUUAAACUAGUUCCCUUCUAUUUGGGUCAUAUUAUUUUCUCUGUUUGCCUAUACUGUUAUGGAUCAUUAAAUUACAUGGCCAGAACAUCGAGAAUGUUUUCUCCUAAAUAUGAUUGUAAAAUCCUGCCAUGGAUUAUAAUUUGGCUAAUAUGGUCAGCCUCCCUCACCUCAGGAAAGCUGUGUCAGUUAAACCUAGAAAUGCCAGUAAUACAAAAUAAAAACAUUACUGUGGUUACCCCCGGUCAUUGUGUAGUUUGUACUUAAGCCGCUCGUGUAUGUGCCAUCACGUGAUUGUGCUUUAUGUCGUACAAGUGACUGCAGGAUUACUUAAUUAAACAAGAAUUAACAAUAUUGGAGUUUACAGUUGUCUCAUCAAUCUCCAUCACUCCAGUACCGACUCACAACUAUAGUAAUCACACGUGAACGAUAAUUUGAAUAAGAACAUGAAACUGUCGUCGACCAAAUCUCUUAAAUUAAUGGGCUGCAGAAUGCAUUGUGAAUGGUGGCAGCGGGGGGAUUGUGGUGGAGGGAGAGUUCUAAACUGUGUAUCCGCUCCUGUGGCUGAACUAGAGAAGCUCCCAUAGACAUGGCUGCAGUCCAUAAUGUGUGAGUGUGUGUGUGUGUAUGUGUGUGUGUGUGUGUACUCUAAUCUCUUCAUACCCGUGGUGUUUGGAUAGCGUAGCUCGUUCCUAAGGAAGUUUUAUUUUACAUUAGAAGAAUCCGCAUUAAAUUGGAGGCUGGGGAAUAAAAAUUCGACUUCGUGGUUUGUCAUCGACGUUAUUAAUUCUUAAUAAUUUUUUGUAAUCAAGUUUAUUUUAAGUCUACUGUUCCACGCGGCUUCCACGGCGAGCGCGAGAGUUGGUAAUUGUGGCAUGUCUUGUUUACACUUGCUAUUCCCUCCUAAUCAAUUUCCAUUCAACACUGAAUUUAUUCAAUUGUUUUUGUUAAAGGAUGACAUGGGAGGUCCAGUGUGUUUUAUAAGAACGCUGUAGGCCUAUCGCACGGCGCCUCUAUCAAACAUCCUGUGGUCACAUCCGGGGACCUGACCAAAAAUUUAUGGAUCGAUAAUGAUUCAAAUAAUUUACCUAAAAAACUAUUGGUUUGAGUCUUAUGUCGAAGCAAUAUACAGCAGCUAAUAAUGCAUGUUUUCAAUAUAUUUUGAAAACAUAUAUAUAUUAUAUAUAAAUACAUGUGAUUUUUUUCACAGAUGUCAGCCAACGUUGUCGGUGCAAUUCAAUAUGAUUAAAUUUAUGUAUAUCUGGAAAUAAAUUUAUCUUAUUUUGAA